Paramecium pentaurelia is the source of this 723-nucleotide messenger RNA. Lineage: Eukaryota; Ciliophora; Oligohymenophorea; Peniculida; Parameciidae. The record is from the annotation of a GenBank genome assembly.
AUGAAACAUAUACUCAUAUCCUUCUUAUUAAUUACUAUUGCUUUCAGUAGCUUAAGAGGUUCAGAAAGAAAGAAUAAACAUCAUGAUCAAAAUUCAAGGAGUUAUUCUGAAUCCUCAACCGAAUCAUAUGAUUAUUCUAAUCAAUCAUCAGAUGAUCAAUACUAUUCUAAAGAAUCAAAUGGUGAGUAUUCAUCAUACAGUUCAUCUGAAGAUUCUGAUUCUGAUUUAUCAUAUUCAUCUUCAAGUUCUAAUGAUUCAGAUAGCUCAGAAGAUUAAUAGAAAUCCCAUAGACCAAGACCAGAUGAGUUUACCAGAUCAGUAUUUAAAACUUUAAAAUAAAUUGAAAAAGGAAUACUUUAAGAUUGGAGAUUAACUGAAGAUCCAGUUUUAAAAAAUCAAAUUAGAAUUCUUCUAAUAUAAAAUUUAGAAAAUCUACUCCCUAUAGCAUAAACUCCAGUUGAACCAAUUGAAAUCUAAUCUGUAUCUUCUAGAAUUCCUGAAGAAAAUAAUUAAAAUCAUCAAAGACCACCUCAUCCUAGACCUCCUUAACCACCACAUCCAGAACCUGAAGAUGAAUUUGCAAAUCAAGUUUUUGAUACUCUUCAUUAAAUUGCUCAAGUGAUAUUGGAAUAAUGGAAUGUGGAAAAAGAUGUGGAAGUAAAAAAUCAAUUAAGACAGAACAUUUUAGAAUAAUUAGGAGCACUACUUCCUUAGAAUGAAUGA